GUAAUUGUUGAAGAAAUCAAUCCAUCUUUUCAGUUCACCUGCCGACUUUUGCCACUUUCACUUUAUAUCUUCUUCAAUUUGCUGUUUGUUUCCUUUUUCUCUUCGUGUAUAAGCAUACGCGCCAUUGUAGGAAUAAAUGAUAUCUUGGCAAUUUUCCCCUUUCUUUUUUUCUUUUCUUUCAUUUUUUUGAUGCCUUUUUCUUCCUUUACGCUUUCUUCUCUUAGAACCCUUUUGGGGUUUAUUGUCGUUGGGCAGAGCUUUAGGGGCCCCCACGUUCUGUAUGUCUUCUAAGCAUUGAAAAGCUUUGAUUUCCCCAACUGGGUUUGAUGUUUCUUCGUCAUUCCCUAUUGGGUUUGAAUUGCGAUACGCUUACAUCCUCCUCUUUGACUUUGAAUUUCUGAGAAAUCAACUUCUCAACCGAUCUUUGCGUGUCUGCUUCGCCGUAUUUGCUGAUGUAUGAAUGUGAAUAACCUUCAACUUUUCUUUCUCCUUAUUCUCAAUUACCUUUUCGGUCUGGGGCUGCCAAAUUACUUGAAUUAAUAAAAAUAUCUCUCUCCCCUUUUCUCCCUUUUCCUCCUCCUUGAAUAGAUUAUACGCUUACAAGAAUAGGACAGAGAGAGAGAGGUGGAAACGAAUCAUAGAGGGGGCUUCUUUGAUUACGGCGUAAUUCUGGCUUUCUUUUAGCGAAUUGGGAUCUUUUUCUUAUCUGGGUCUCUGCUGCUUCCGCCAUUCGUGCAGCUUCUUGAUUGAUUUCCAGAGGUAAAACUUUUUCAUUGAUCAUGGGCAGAUUAGACUAAACACCAUGGGUUGGCUAAGCAAAAUUUUAAAAGCUGGAUCUGGCCAUAAAAUAACUGAAAGGAAUUACCAGACAAACUAUGAGGAGGAUCCGAAUUCUCAUCUGCCCUCGACUUCAGAGGGUUUAUGGUCAGAGAACGAGAACGAAGACAUCGAUCGUGCUAUAGCAAUUUCUCUCUUAGAAGAAAAUCAGAAGGCAAAUAAUGUGAUUGAUCGUGAUUAUCAAUUGGAAGAAGAUGAACUGCUUGCCAAAGCAGUACAAGAGAGCCUCAAUUUUGAAUCUCCUCCACAAUAUACAAAUGGAAAUAUGUAUCAACCUUAUCUACCCCAAUAUCAAUUGGGUUCGAGGAUAUGUGCUGGAUGCUAUGUCGAGAUUGGCUACGGACGUUACUUGAACUGCCUCAAUGCAUUUUGGCAUCCUGAAUGUUUCCGUUGCCGCGCUUGCAACCUUCCAAUCUCAGACUACGAGUUUUCUACUUCUGGGAAUUUUCCCUACCAUAAAUCUUGCUACAAGGAGAAUUAUCACCCAAAAUGUGAUGUUUGCAAGCAUUUCAUUCCAACAAAUCCUGCUGGUCUUAUUGAAUAUAGGGCACACCCUUUCUGGAUCCAGAAAUAUUGUCCCUCUCAUGAAUACGAUAGUACUCCCCGAUGUUGCAGUUGCGAACGAAUGGAGCCACAAGAGGUUAAGUAUAUUUCACUUCAUGAUGGUCGUAAGCUUUGCCUCGAGUGUCUCGACUCUACGAUCAUGGACACAAAAGAAUGCCAACCUCUUUAUCGUGAGAUACAAGAAUUUUAUGACGGUUUGAAUAUGAAAGUCGAGCAGGAAGUUCCGUUGCUUUUAGUUGAAAGGCAAGCACUAAACGAAGCAAGAGAAGGAGAAAAACAUGGCCAUUAUCAUAUCCCCGAGACAAGAGGACUGUGUCUCUCAGAGGAACAAACCAUUAGCACUAUUCUAAGGCGACCUAGAUAUGAAAGGGGGAACCGAGUAACGGGCAUGAUGACGGAGCCAUACAAACUAAGACGUCAUUGUGAGGUCACUGCAAUUCUCAUCCUGUUUGGUCUUCCUAGGUUGCUUACCGGGUCGAUUUUAGCACAUGAGAUGAUGCAUGCAUGGCUGCGUCUUAAAGGUUUUCGAACUCUUAGUCAAGACGUAGAAGAAGGUAUCUGUCAAGUUCUAGCACACAUGUGGUUGAGUAACGAGCUCAUGUCUUGUCAAGAAUCUAACGAUGUUGCCUCGACCUCGUACUCCGCUGCUCCUGCAGCAUCAUCAAGAAGAAAACCAAUGUCUAAAUUUGAGAGAAAACUUGGGGAGUUCUUCAAACACCAGAUAGAGUCAGACAUGUCCCCAGUGUAUGGAGAUGGAUUUAGGGCUGGGCAGAUGGCAGUGCAUAAAUACGGUCUUCGGAGUACCCUCGAUCAUAUUCAAAUGACUGGGACCUUUCCUUAUUGAAACUGGAGAUCUGUACCGUUAAAUGAUGUCAAUUCUUUAAAUUUCUUCACUUCUUCCAUUUCUUUUCUUGGCCUUCCAUAUUUACAGCUAAGGCCAAAUUCAUAGAAAGAUCAGCUUUGUGCAGAUUAAGUUAAAUUAGAUUCAUUUAUUUUUAAUGCUCGUACUUC
Messenger RNA from Momordica charantia (bitter melon), 2412 nucleotides. Lineage: Eukaryota; Viridiplantae; Streptophyta; Magnoliopsida; Cucurbitales; Cucurbitaceae. The record is from RefSeq and is a predicted model, not a curated record.